Rhinocladiella mackenziei CBS 650.93 is the source of this 1008-nucleotide messenger RNA. RefSeq lists its product as uncharacterized. Gene Ontology annotation, molecular function: oxidoreductase activity. NCBI's taxonomy places the organism in Eukaryota, Fungi, Ascomycota, Eurotiomycetes, Chaetothyriales, Herpotrichiellaceae. Bases 1 to 1008 code for a protein of 335 amino acids. The record is from RefSeq and is a predicted model, not a curated record. The transcript has a single exon.
AUGGCUCCUAUGCGCGCCGUCGAUAUCCACGGAGGCAAAGGCCCCAUUUCCGCCAUGUUCAUCAAUGCCGAAACCCCCAAGCCAGUUCCCGCUGGAGGCCAGGCCCUGAUCAAAGUGAAAGCCUUUGGCCUCAAUCGCAUGGACCUCCUGCAGCGAGAAGGUCAAUAUCCACUACCACCACAGGCUCCCAAAACAAUGGGUGUCGAGUUCUCCGGCACCAUCGAGUCCUUCGGCAACCAGCCCGAGCGUGGGUUCCAGGUCGGGGACGAAGUCUUUGGACUCGCCUACGGAGGCGCAUAUGCCGAGUACAUCGCCGUCAGCACGCACAUGCUGGUGCGCAAGCCGAAGGAACUGAGCUGGGAGGAAGCUGCGGGCAUCCCGGAGACGUGGAUCACUGCCACGCAAGCAUUGUAUUUGGUCGGCGAGUUCAAGCCUGGCAUGAGCGUCCUGUGGCACGCGGGUGCCUCUAGCGUGAGUAUCGCUGGCAUACAGCUGUCCAAGGCUGACAGCGCAUCCGCCAUUUACGUAACGGCCAGUUCGCGUGAUAAGAUCGACUUCUGCAAAUCUAUCGGCGCAACUGAGGGCUUCAGCUACAAGGAAGGUGACUGGGCGCAGGCUCUCCUCAAAUACACGCACGGCAAAGGCGUGGAUUUGAUCAUCGACUUCGUCGGCGCCAGUUAUUUCAAUCAGAACCUUGACGCUGCAGCGCGGGAUGCGCAUAUCGUCAGCUUGGGCGCGCUGGGCGGAGGUGUCGUUAAGGGCGACGUCGACAUCAGCAGGUUCCUGAGAAAGAGGCUCCGGUUUGAGGGUAGUAGUCUGCGCAGUCGCGACGAGACGUAUCAGGGACGAUUGAGGGAUAUGCUCGUUGAACAUGCGUUGCCGAGGUUCAUUGAUGGGUCUUUCAAGGUCAUUGUCGAGAGGGUCUUUAAGAUGGACGACAUCCAGGAGGCGCACAAGUUGCUGGAAUCGAAUCAGACUAUGGGCAAGUUGAUAUGUACUGUGGAUUAA